Eucalyptus grandis is the source of this 3199-nucleotide messenger RNA. RefSeq lists its product as uncharacterized. The record is from RefSeq and is a predicted model, not a curated record. The coding region runs from base 944 to 2635 and encodes 563 amino acids. The transcript has 16 exons. Lineage: Eukaryota; Viridiplantae; Streptophyta; Magnoliopsida; Myrtales; Myrtaceae.
CAACCGCGGGCGAUUAAAAAAUCACACGAUGACCAUAUCGCGAUUAGAUUGAAAUCGAACGCGAACGCAUGGGAUGCAUGAUUAGAUUGAACAAAAGCGAAUGCGAACGUGAACGGACAGGACGCACCACAAAGACGAAGAUUGAGAACGAUUGAAAAAGUUACAGUAUGCACCUACAAUUCCUGGAGAUGGAGAUCGAAGUGCCAGACGGAAAAUUACUGCAAAGGGCAAGCAAAUUGACGAGGAUUGAGAACGAUUGAGAACGAUUGAGAACAGAUCAGAACUGCAAACGGUUCGACUUCCACGUCUCUCCAUCUACACUCUCUCUCACCUCGCGAUCGAACAAGUUCUCGCCGUCAUCUCGCCGUCGUCUCGCGGUACAUCACCAUCGUCUCGCAGCCGUCCAUUGCCGUCUUCUUGCCGUCUUCAAGGGAUCUCUCUCUGCGAGCACGGCGCGAGCGCUGGUCUUCAAGGGACCCUGCAGCUUCGUUCGAUUUCUGUUGGGAAUCUGAGCCUCUGCCGCCGCUGCCGCCGCCGCCGCCUCGGGCCGGACACAGAGCUUCUCGGUGCUAGGGAGAGAGGGGUUUCAAAUUUCAAUUGACGCAGGAUCGCGGUCUGCUUGGUUUGAUGGUGAACAUACAGAGGGGUUCAAAGCAUGCUGAACAAAGACAUGAAUCGAAAAAAUUGCAUAUCUCCAGCCAGAAAAGGUUCAAUUUGAAGGGAUUUUGCGAAUCGAGCUUACCAAGUCGCCGAGCGCGGAAAACAGCUAAGGCUUUAACUCCAACGACCCGUGCAGCCGCCAAAACCCUUCACGCCACCUGAACCAGACAGCAGUCGGGGUUUAAGAAACUCAGAAGAAGACACUGCGGCACUCGUUUGAUCUCGCCGAAUCAAGCAGCAGCAGCAGCAGAAGAAGAAGAAGAAGAAGAAGAAGAAGAAGGAAAUGGUGCACAAAGCGUGGAGGAUAAUUCCCAGGCCUUUGAUGGAGACGGUCCUCAACAACCAUGCUCAGCACCACCGCGUCCCUCAGCCCCUCAUCCUCCACGGCCCUAGAGGCGUCGGCAAGACCACCCUCAUCCUCGAAAGACUCCUCGGCGAGUGGAAUAAAGGUGUUCACGUCACUGGAUACGUGGACUUGGCUCAAUCGAUCAAGGAUCACCACCCGCAGCACAAUGGCUCGUUCCCGUGGUAUUCUUGGUCGAAUUGCGAUCUGCCCAAUCUAGCGACUCUCCAGAAUCAGCUCGAACAAUGCCUCGAAUCCAUGGUGGAAAAGGGUGUCAAGCUCGGUACCAUAACUUCUCAGCAGAUAUUCACGACUAUGAAAAAAUGGCAUGGCCUGAACACAGCGCUUCGACGGAUUCUUGAGAGCAAUCAUGCUUCGAAGACUGUGGUUUCGGAAAAGGUUACUGGUUCUGCAUUGUGGAGUCGGGCAGUUUUCACGCUGUCUACUCAAUGCAAUGCCAAAGAGAUUGAUGGUAUUUUGGGAUUGAAGGAGAAGGGAAGGAGUUUGUCGGUCGAGGAGGCUUCUUAUUUGCGAGAGGCCAUUGUUGCAUUGAAGCUAGCCAAGGAGGUCAUUAAGCUUCAGCAUGGGUGGAGGAGUAAGGCAAUUGCACAUCUGAAUCAGACUGGUGCGUUUUCAAGGUCUCUAGCACAUUCCUGUACUGAUUGGCCGUGUUUACUGUUGGAACUGCUGUCACAAGCUGCUGAACUAGAUCAUUUUCAGCCCAAGUUGGUGAUCAACAACAUAGAUGUGCUAAGACAUGCUAUCUUGACUGAUGAUUCAUCAGUUAGUGCAUCAAUGUACCAUGACAGUUUGAUAUGGAGAAUAAUUGCUUUAGGUGCAAAUGAGAGAUGCCUACCAGUUAUACUCAUCACUUCUGAUAGCUACUACUCCUACAGAGCUUUCAUGGAUUUUGGGUUUCCGGACAUAUUCAUCUCCCGUGAGACCUUUGGCUGGACUCCACAAGAAGCUAAAAUGCAUAUGGUGGCAAAUUUCUUCAGCAAUUCAGAGUGGUUGGUGAUUUCUGAGGUGCUUGGGUCAAAUCCUCGCCACCUCUUCGAGCUCUACACACUCAAACAAAGCAAUUUCUAUAAUAGGGUUAUAAGUGACAAGAAUAGCACAUUUGAAGACAUUGUGGAUGCAUAUUUAGCACACUUGCAGAUUACCACGGUGAAUCCUGCAAUGGAUAAGGCUUUGAAGAUACUUCAGAAGUUUGCUGCUGAUGUGCGAUGUGGACAAAUUCCAAAAGACAGACUCCGUUUUGGUGCUCCUUGGAGGCAUCCUCCAUCUGAUGACAACCCUACACUGAGCUUGGAAUGGGCAAAGCUUCAGCUUUUGGACUUUGUUCAAUCCCUUGAUAAUGCGGAAUUUGGGGUCAAUUACUUUGCUGAUUGUAGCCUCGAGAUCUUUGACGAUCCAUCUGCUGUAGCAUUAAUUGAGGUUGGUUUGCUCUAUACACAAAGGGAUCCUUCUUUCAUUCGCCCUGUGUCACGAGGUAUUCAGAGGUGUCUUGUGAGAUGGCUUGUGCAGGAGCGAAUGCAGUUGAGCUUCCAUAGCUCACUCAAGUACCUGUGGCAGCGAGUUUUCCGUGGUCGUAGUUAUCGCCAUUUGAUGUUACAAGAAGGCUAUAAGUGACUCCAAUGAAUAUAUUGCUGGUUCAUCCUUCUGUGCCUCAGCAUUCUCUUUGACAGUUGCAAAGAAAUAAGGGAAACAGAACAGCAUGCUGAGAAUGAUUCUUUUGCUACUGGCACAUUGAUUGUGUCAAAGCGAGCCCUUGAUUUGAGGUGCCUGCAAACAGAGGACCCUCCAUUAACCUGUGUACACAUGAUUCCUUUUAGAUCGAGUGUUUCUAGUUGGCAAUGAAAAUGGGUCUCUCCAUCUGUGCCUGACGAAGGAUCCCCUCAUAUUAACUUGGGAGACUGUGCCCACUGACGGCGACUAAGAAUAAGAGAGUAGACAACUUGUAGCUGCAUAAGUAUUUCAAUACAGCAUUGAUAUUAGUAUGAUUAGCAUGUCUACUGAGAAUCGGAAAGUAAGUAGUCAUUUGCAGAGAGCCAAUGUCUUUUGCCAUCAUGGUUAGGUAUCCAAUCUACCUAUCCAGCUUUUUGCAAAUUGACAUAGUUGAUGUUUGUACAUUAUACUAUUCUUUUCAAUUCCAGUUAUGACAGUUUGAUGGUAAAGAGAAUGUGUUUCUGCGUA